AUGAUCUGCAAAGUCUGCCAUGAUAUGCUUUAUGACCACAAAGGCCGGAAAGGACUGACAAGCCUAGGGUCCCAACUCGAGCUGAACUUCAAGCACCACGCCAAAGGCCGGAACCUCGUCGGCUCGGUCCAGCAAGGUUGCUAUUUGUGCCGAUUGAUCCAGGAAAGGCUAGAGAGCGCCAACGUCAAUCUCGACGCCUACGAUGGCUCGAAACCUUUUCUCACCGCCCGCCUGAAGCCGUUUGGCCGCCGCCGCCAGACCGGCCUGUACCCGCUGGAUUUCUUCCUGGAGCCCAAUAAAGUGCUGGUGGCAAGCUUCGUCCUCAAGCAAAACGACCCCCAAAGUCCCGCCAACGUCCAAGUCAAGCCUGUCAGCGGCACGACGUCAGAUCCCAAGGUGGUGGAGAAGGCAAAGGAAUGGAUCGCCGAGUGCACGCAAGGUCACGACAAGUGUCGCGUAUCCCCCGACUCAGCAUGGGUCCCGAACCGACUCCUGGAUGUGCACACGGCACUGGACCCGGACAAGUCAGCAGAUACCAUCCGCUUAGUGAGCCGAAAGCCGGGCGAGACUGAUGCCAAUGCACCCCGGACGGAAGGCCCCUACGUCACGCUGAGCCACCGCUGGGGCAACGUGCCGUUUCUCAAGCUCACCAGGGCGAAGCUCACCUCCUUUCUCAACGGCAUCCCGCUAAGAGAUCUUCCGCAGACGUUCCAAGACGCCAUCAAGGUCACCCGCGAGCUGGACAAACGAUGGCUGUGGAUCGAUGCGUUGUGCAUCAUCCAGGAGGAUGAGGACCUGAAGGAUUGGCUCGAGGAGUCUGCGACCAUGGAGCAAGUCUACGCCAACUCCUACUGCAACAUCUCGGCCACGGCCGCGUUGGACAACUCCCGAGGUCUGUACGGCCAGAGGGACAUGAACUGGAAAUGGAUCGAGACCGUGACACUGAACACCCAGCACCUUCAAAACAGUGCCGAAGGCAAGGUCGGAUGCACCAUCCUGGACCUCUCCUUCUGGGAGAAGUACGUGGACAAUGCGCCCGUCAACCGCCGCUCCUGGGUCUACCAGGAGCGGCUGCUCGCGCCACGCGUGCUGCACUGGUGCGAAGACCAGAUCGCGUUCGAAUGUCGAGAGGUCAGUCGCGCGGAAUGUCGCCCCGAGGGCAUGCCUCACUUCCGGAUGAAGUCCGGCGUCCUCAUCCAGGGCCUGCACCUGAAAAGCGUGGACCUGGACACCGGCAAGCAGCUGCGCGCGAUCCGCGAGGCGAGCAGCCAUGGGUCCACGCUGUCGAGCCGUCUCCAGAAGAUGAGCGACGAAGUGCAGCUCAAGAAAUUCUACCUCUACGAGCUAUGGAAGCACUGGGUCGAAGUGUACACCAAGCUGGAGCUCACCAUGCCGCAAGACAAGCUCAUUGCCCUGUCUGGGAUUGCGCGGAUGCUGGCGUCCAGGAUGAAGAACGAAGGGUACGAAGAGGAUCAGUACAUUGCCGGCAUGUGGCAGAAGUACAUAGCCAGCCAGCUCCUGUGGUAUGUCAACGAAGGGACCGGCAAGAACAGACAACCCUUCGAAAACACCCGACCGGCAGAUUAUCGCGCCCCGUCGUUCUCAUGGGCCUCGGUCGAAACACCCCGGGGCAUCACAUUCGCCGAAACGACCGACACGGGCCUGCUCAUCGAAGUGGAAGUCGUCCGCCUGAGUUACCGGACCAUCGAGGACAAGUUCGGUCUCAUCACAGACGGGUACAUCGUCGUGAAAGGCGUGCUCAGGAAGAUCGAACUGACCGACGCGGCUGCCCCAAAGCCACCAUCCCUCUCGAGGACUGAAACAUUUGUCCACGCCAUCAACUGGGACGUCCUCGUCGUCAUUUCGCUCGCCAUCUGCCUGACGCCUCUCGUCGCGGUCCUCCAAUUCUGCGGGCUCGACACCCUCGUCCGCCACCGUGUGCGCCUCCUGAUCUGGACAUGCUGCUACGGCCUGCUCAGCCUGGUCUGUCUGUCCCUACGACACCUCCGUGGUCGUCUCUCCUCCUCUGCCACCGCCGCCACCGCUAUUCCCUCCGGGGACGAGAACCGGUACACCUGGCGACUGGUGCGCUACGGCCAGCCCGUCGGCCGAGAAUACCAGCUCGUCUACCUGGACAGCCCGGCGUCGGAGCCGUCCGUGUUCGGCCCGUGCGCGCAGGUGUUUUGCUUGCCCGUGCUGCGCGACGAGCGCUACCUCACGUGUCUGCUCGUGCAGGCCACGGACGGCGAGUUCGGCAUCCGGUACAAGCGCGUGGGCUUGACGCGGGUGAGUUCCCUGACGAGGGAUCUGGUGCAUAAUUUGACGACUCCGCCGGGGCAUAAUGAGACGGCGCUGGGGCAGUAUUAUUGGGGACCCAACUCGAGUAAGCGGAAUGAGAGUACGAUUUGUAUCAUAUGA
Cladophialophora carrionii CBS 160.54 is the source of this 2418-nucleotide messenger RNA. RefSeq lists its product as uncharacterized. The transcript is spliced from 3 exons. The record is from RefSeq and is a predicted model, not a curated record. Bases 1 to 2418 code for a protein of 805 amino acids. NCBI's taxonomy places the organism in Eukaryota, Fungi, Ascomycota, Eurotiomycetes, Chaetothyriales, Herpotrichiellaceae.